Messenger RNA from Prorocentrum cordatum, 3330 nucleotides. NCBI's taxonomy places the organism in Eukaryota, Dinophyceae, Prorocentrales, Prorocentraceae. The record is from the annotation of a GenBank genome assembly.
CCGCUGUCCACCUCCGAGUGGCGUCGCGACCCGUCGGGGAACUGGCGCUGGAUUGGCCAGUCUCCAGCAGCGGGGCGCUCGACGGCAGCCAAGCAAUGGGCGGGCCACCUGCGGGAUGCGUCGCACGUGGGCGGAGGCGGCUGGCUCAGCCGUCGCACCGCCCCCGCCCGGCCCAGUGGCUGCUCCGCCGCCGGCUUCGGCCCCGCCGACCGUGGCUGGGCAGCAGAACUCGGCUCGUGCGCAGCUGCAGGCCAUCACGGGCAGCCUCUCGAAGCUUCACGUGCAGCAGCAGCAGGCUGGAGCGGCCAGCCAGCCACCGCCGCCGCCUACCAGGCUGCGGCGCCCGCAGCUGGCGAUACCUCGCAGCCCGCCAAGGCGCGGGGUCUGGCUCGUGUGAAGUACCUCGAGGCCGCGCUGGCGGCCCUUCCGGCGGACGAUCCCCUGUUCGCCGAGGAAAAGGUGGGUCUGGGGCAGCGCUUUGCGGAGGCCAAGCGCGCCGUACAUAGCGUCAGGCCCAUCGGCGCCCGCAUCGACUGCGCGCGUGCGGCCCUCGAGCGCUCUCGCAGCCGCCAGGCCGAGGCUGCCAAAGCCGUGGAGGCAGCCCAGAAACUCCCCCAGCUGGCUGCCGACGAGGUGGCUGCGCUCGAGGCGGAGCUGCAAGAGCUGCGACAGGCUGAGCGGGAGGCUACCGACGUGAGCUCGGCAGAGAUGGAACCUGCUCCGCCUGCGACGCCUUCCGACCAGGCACGCGCAGCCCUGAACAUGACGAUCGCGAACCUCGCGACAGAUUCGUGCGUGCACCCUGGCCGCGUCGAGGCGGCCCACGCCCACGUGAAGCAGCUCUUCGACGGCUUCCGCCUGGCGCUCCAGCAGGCCGAGGCCACGCGGGCUGCGGCAGCCGGAACCGCGACCCACCCUGCCGAGAGGCGUCACGUUGUGAAGUCUCCACCUGUUGCUCCGAUGCCUGCGCAGGCCGGCGCCUUGGUGCGCCACCGGGGCAAACAGCCCCGGAAGGAGCUCAUCACCGACUGGUUCACGAGGAAGAAGGUCAUCCGCACCAUUGGGAAGGAGGCGGCCGCCGGCGUGCAGGUGAGCUGCCAACUGAUGCUUGGCAAGGUCCAGAUCCUCGAGCAGAGCUUCUUCGCAGAAGACCUCGACAUAGUGUUCAUUCAAGAGGGUCGUGCACGCGCCGCCGAGGUGCGCCGCGGCCUGCGCUACACCACGCUGUUCUGGGUGGCGGGCCUCGCCCGAGAGGGCAUUCCUCUUAUCUGGGUGGGCGCGCAUGCGCCUCGAGAAAGAGCUGACCUUUGCGAGCGUGAGAUGCUCUGGGACACCCUAGUCAAGCACGUCUUGGCGCUGAAAUCCCUGACCCCGUCCGCCAAGAUAUUCCUCGGUAUUGGCGCCAACGGUCGUGUUGGUGCACGCUCGUCUGGGGUCACUGGCUCCCGCGAGGCCGAUGCCUUCACCGCCAACGGCGCGGCCUUCGCAGCAGCGCUCCAUGCGUUGCGCGUGGCAGCCCUCGACGUCUUCUUCGAUGUGGGGUGCGCAUGGAGAUCCGGCAAAGGGCACACCUCCCGCAUCGACUAUAUUUGUGGCCCCCUGGACGACGUCAGCCGCGUGGCGUCUGUGAGCGUGCCCUCGAACGUCCAGCUCUCCCUCGCAUCCUGGGAGGAUCGCGGAAUGGUCAUGGCCGUCACCAGUGUCUCCGAGCGCGCCCCCAUCGACGACAGGAUGACCGCCUUCAACCAGCAGGUGCGCGAUGCCGCAAUGCGCGCAUGUGUGCCUCCUGCCGACCAGCCUCGGCAGCCGUGGAUCACGCCCGACGCGUGGCGCGUGCUCCGCGUGCUGGCGCCCUCCCGCAGGGUUGUCCACGCCGCGCGAGCGGCCGCCCGCACAGUGCACCCUCACAUGGUCUUCCGGUGCUGGGCUGCCCUCCGCCCUGCGCCAUUCCGGCCGCUUGCAGAUGCUCAGCCGCGUCUCGGCUGGCACGCCCAGUGCGUACUGCCACAGCUCAGCCGGCUCUCCAAGCUAUGGCAUGGCACCAAUGCCAGCAGCUCGCCUGCCUGGUGCGCCAUUUCGUCCAUCUCGGUCGCCAGCUGUAUCCGGAGAGCCAGGCCGCCGAUGGGGCAGGGUGCCGCGGCUGGGGCUGCGGCGCACCCCGUGCUGCUCAGGAGCAGGUUCCUCUCCUGCAGCGAGGCCGAGAGGCAGGCGAGGUGGCUGGAGCACUUCCGUGACGUCUUCCACGGCGCAGUUCUCUCCGCGGCCCAGCUGCAGGCCCUGCCCCCUUGCCGCGCCCCUGGAGGUGGGCCUCCGCUCCACGAGCUGCUGGCCGUCCUCUACCAGGAUGUCGUGGGCCACGAGCGCUGGCCCUCGCAGGGGACUGGCGGUCGCAUGCAAAGCGUCCACGAGCGCAGGGGCCCGCUCGAAGACUGCGACGAGUCCAGAGGCAUCGUUCUCGAGGACCACGCCGCGAAGGCCCUCAAGCAGAUGCUGGGCGACAUGCUGAACGAGCCUUGCCACCAGAACAUGCCAGAAGCGCAACACGGAGCCGUCGCGGGCAAGGGCACCGACUACGCCGCCCACCUAGUGCACUGCUUUGUGGCGUACUGCGCGGCGCGCCACCUCUCAUGCUUUGUGUGGUUCUUCGAUCUGGUGAAGGCGUUCGACCGGCUGGCCUCGACGAUCCUGAGCUGCAAGUUCGGGUCCAUGGUCUUCAAUAGCACCUUCUCGCUGGCCAUGGUACUUAUCCGGGACGCCCUCCUGGAGCAUGGCGUCGUGCUGCGCCUUCGCCCUGCGAAUGCCGCCUUCUGGGCCGACCGCGACGAGGCCGAGUCCGGAGUGAGCGUCGAGCCCGACGGCGUUCCGGUGGUCGACGCCACCUUCGUUGGCGAUGAGUGCUUCCUUCUGCUCGGCCGCAGCGCCGCGGAUCUCGACAAGGCCAUCGAGACCAUGAUCCAAACCGUGUGCGAGAUGUAUGGCCGCCUCAACUUCACCAUCACUUGGAAGGCCGGCAAAUCCGAGUGCUUCUUGGUAUACUGGGGCCCCUCCGCCACGAAGUGCCUCCAGCGUCGGCGCGUGCUCGCCAAUGGCGGCCUGGCUGUCGCAGUCCGCGCCUUGGAUGUGAUGCUGCACGUGGUCACGCAGUACCGCCACCUUGGCAGCCACGCGUACGGGCCGAUCGCGUGCAAGGUGUUCGGAUCCUGUGUGAUCGAGCGCGACAUGAAAUUCCGAUUCAUGCAGUCGCUCAUCCUGAGCAGGUUGCUGUACAACGCCCACGUGGUCGUGCCCACGCGCCGUUUUCUGAUCGUCCUGAACGGCGUCUACAUGAGU